AUUGUCUCAUCUACAACCUUGCUUCUGUAUUUUUUUUUAUUACAUUCCUUUUACUUUUUUUUUUCUUUCUUUUUUUCUUUUUCCUUUAUUUUAUAUUUCUAUCUACUUUGGAUAGAUUCUAUAUCUUGAUAUCAUGCAAACCGGUGGUGCGGCUUCGGCUCAAGUGGAGGAAGAAUUGGCUCAAAUUCGACGGUAUGAAGACUUUAGUACUAUUGAUUGGGUCAAGGAUGCAACAUUAGAAAGAUAUCGACAAUCUUCAGUGCAAUCUCAAAACUUGAACGAUCAAAGCUGGCGAGCUUGGUGGAAACUGACAUUUGAAACCUUUCAAACUUGGAUUGUAGUAUGUAUGGUAGGAGCUGCCAUUGGACUUAACUCAGCCUUGAUUGCCAUUGUCACCAACUGGUUAUCCGAUAUCAAAUUAGGUUAUUGUGCCAACGCGUGGUGGUUGAAUAAAAAGUUUUGUUGUUGGGAAAUCGAAGAAGAACAUGGUGUAUGUGGACAAUGGGUACCUUGGAGUGAUGCUUUAGAUUUAGGACAUGAUUUAUAUAUUAUCACUUGGUUCUUUUAUGUGGUUUGGGCUACUUUGUUUGCUACUACAUGUGCUUAUUUGGUCAAGGUACUCGCACCUUACGCUGCUGGUUCCGGUAUCUCUGAAAUCAAAUGCAUCAUUGCUGGUUUUGUUAUGCGUGGUUUCCUUGGUGGUUGGACUUUAGUGAUGAAAAGUGUUGGUUUGACUAUGGCUGUGGCUUCGAAUCUAUCUAUUGGAAAAGAAGGACCAUCAGUUCAUAUGGCUUGUUGUGUUGGUAAUGUUAUCUCAAGAAGUUUUCAAAAAUUUCGAUCGAGUAAAGCUGAAAUGAGGGAAAUCUUGACAGCUUCUAGUGCUGCAGGUGUUGCUGUAGCCUUUGGAUCUCCUAUUGGCGGUGUCCUCUUUGCUUUGGAAGAAAUGAGCACUACAUUUCCAAAUCGUACCAUGUGGAAAAGUUUCUUUUGUGCCAUGAUUGCCACUAUUGUAUUACAGGCUAUGAAUCCAUUUCGAACAGGCAAAUUAGUCAUGUUUCAAGUUAGCUAUGAUCGUGAAUGGCACUUUUUUGAAUAUCUCUUUGUAGUGGUUAUCGGUAUUUUUGGUGGAUUAUAUGGUGCUUUGGUGAUCAAAUAUAAUAUCAAGGUAGCUGAACUUCGAAAGAAAUAUUUGAAGGAUUAUCCUGUUGCUGAAGCUGCUUUCCUUGCCUUUGUCACUGCAUUGAUUGCCUUUCCAAAUGUGUUUUUACGGAUCGACAUGACUGAAAUUAUGGGAAUCUUGUUUAGAGAAUGUGAAGGAGAAGAAGGUGAAAACUAUGCUGGGUUAUGUCAGGAAAGUCAAGUCGGUCGCAUACUCUUUUUACUCUUUGUGGCAACCUUUCUUCGAACUCUUGGAACAAUUGCUACAUAUGGCGCCAGAGUCCCUUGUGGAAUAUUUGUACCAUCCAUGGCAAUUGGAGCUACUUUUGGACGAAUGAUCGGUUUGAUUGUGAAAUCAUGGCAUUUAUCUAAUCCUGAUUUCUUUUUAUUCUCAUCAUGUCGACCUGAUAUGCCUUGCAUUACGCCAGGUACAUAUGCUUUUCUUGGGGCAGCUGCAGCAUUAUGUGGUGUGAUGCGGAUAACCGUGUCUGUUGUUGUUAUCAUGUUUGAAUUGACUGGUCAAAUCACUUACAUCUUGCCAACAAUGAUUACUCUGAUGGUGACUCGAGCAGUGGGUGAUUGGUUUGGCUCUGGAGGCAUUGCUGAUCGAUAUAUACGAUUGAAUGGAUACCCUUUCUUGGAUAGUGAAGAUCACGUUUUUGGCGUUCCAGUAUCUCAUGUCAUGCAAGACAAAGUAACAGUGAUGACUGCGACAGGCAUGACCUUUGCUGAUAUAGAUAAUAUCCUUGAAAACACCAACUACCGUGGAUUCCCUGUGGUUCAAGAUAAAAGUAGCAUGACCUUGAUUGGAUAUAUUGGGCGAUCCGAAUUGAAGUAUCUUGUGACGAGGGCUCGAAAGGUAAACAAAGCACAUGCAGCUACCAUUUGCCGGUUCCGGUCAGAUUCGGAUGAUUUGGAAGUAUUGACAGAUACUCCCAAUGAUGAUGGUUAUAUUAUCCGUGGAUCAUCAGAAUCAGUGGAUUUUGGACCUUAUGUAGAUCAGACACCACUUACCGUGCAUCCACAACUUUACUUGGAAACUGUCAUGGAUAUGUUCAAGCAAUUAGGACCUCGUGUGAUAUUACUGGAACAACGUGGAAAACUAGUUGGAUUGGUGACGGUCAAGGAUGUGUUGAAAUAUAUUGUAUAUAUGGAAAAUUCAAGAUCUCCUUACAGUGAACCAGAAAGUCAAGCAUUAGGACGCAUCAUGGCUUGGGUAUCUCAGCGAUCUACUCGAUUCAGUGGUGCUUAUCGUCGUGUCAACAGUCGACCAUCUGAAGAUGAUGAUUUAGAAUUGAUCAGUCAAUGAUCUCUAUUUUUUUUUUCUCUCUUUAUAGUUUUAGUUUUUAUUGUAUAUUACCCCCCCCCUUUCUCCUCCUUAUGAGCACAAAUAAACCUUACUGUUGUAUUCCUUUUCUGUUCA
Molecule: messenger RNA, 2581 nt
Organism: Halteromyces radiatus
Lineage: Eukaryota; Fungi; Mucoromycota; Mucoromycetes; Mucorales; Cunninghamellaceae
Product: putative voltage-gated chloride channel
Exons: 19
Coding region: 134-2467 (777 amino acids)
Biological process (GO): intracellular copper ion homeostasis; intracellular iron ion homeostasis; transmembrane transport
Cellular component (GO): fungal-type vacuole; early endosome; membrane
Molecular function (GO): voltage-gated chloride channel activity
Source: RefSeq, a predicted model, not a curated record